This is a messenger RNA of Trypanosoma theileri, 360 nucleotides long. RefSeq lists its product as uncharacterized. The annotation marks the transcript as partial. The transcript has a single exon. NCBI's taxonomy places the organism in Eukaryota, Euglenozoa, Kinetoplastea, Trypanosomatida, Trypanosomatidae. The record is from RefSeq and is a predicted model, not a curated record.
GAAGCAGGCGGCCUCUACAACAGUUGCGCCUCUGCUAUUUUGGUGUUCUAUUGGUUUUUAUUCUUCUUUUGGUCGUUCGUAGCCUCUGUGUCGUUGUGCUGCUCCGCCUUGGUGGGUUUAGACGGUGUCCCGGGCCGUCUCGGACUUGUCCGUGUGGCGGGGUUGGGCCCCCACCCUUGUAUUUUUUUGGAGGGGUGCCAGGCGCGCCAUCUGGUUUUUGCCGUUGUGAUUUGUGUUUUCUACAUGUGCUGGUGGUGGUUGCGCUCUUGUUUGCGGCGCCGCGUGUUGCGCUUUGGCUGUGGGCCUCUGCCUCCCUUGGGUUGGGUUGGGCUGGCCGCCUCGGGCUGGGUUUUAGAAUAA